AUGUUAUUUUAUCUCACGACUUUGAAUUUGACAAGGUUCCUCAAUGAGGAUGCUCCUAAGUUGGAUGAAGGAGAGACAAACAAGGAAAAGGUUGCUGCUGUAGAUGCAUGGAAGCAUUCUGACUUCGUGUGUCGCAACUAUGUCCUCAAUGGUCUGGACAAUUCCCUCCACAACGUAUAUAAUCCGCUGAAAAUGGCUAAGGAGUUGUGGGAAAGUCUGGGCAAGAAAUACAAAAUAGAAAAUGCCGGGUUGAAGAAAUUCUUUGUCGGCAAAUUUCUGGACUUUAAGAUGAUUGAUUCUAAAAUCCUCUUAAGUCAAGUUCAAGAACUUCAAGUGAUCAUGCAUGAUAUUCAUGCUGAAGGUAUGAUUAUAAGUGAUUCAUUUCGAGUGGCUGCUUUCAUUGAAAAGUUACCAUCGUCUUGGAAAGAUUUCAAGAAUUAUCUCAAAUACGGGAGGAAGGAGUUAUCACUUGAAGACUUGAUUGUUCGAUUGAGGAUAAAGGAAGAUAAUAGGCUUUCUAAGAAGAAAGUUGGCAGACAUCUAAAGGUUUCAAGGGCCAAUAUUGUUGAAGAAGGAUCGAAACCCAACAAGAAGAGGAACAAGUAUGGAGAGGGAUCCACCCAAGGCUUGAAAAAGUUCAUUGGCAAAUGCUAA
Molecule: messenger RNA, 654 nt
Organism: Rhodamnia argentea
Lineage: Eukaryota; Viridiplantae; Streptophyta; Magnoliopsida; Myrtales; Myrtaceae
Exons: 1
Coding region: 1-654 (217 amino acids)
Source: RefSeq, a predicted model, not a curated record